Closterium sp. NIES-67 is the source of this 1331-nucleotide messenger RNA. Lineage: Eukaryota; Viridiplantae; Streptophyta; Zygnematophyceae; Desmidiales; Closteriaceae. The record is from the annotation of a GenBank genome assembly.
CUCCUUCCCCCCCUCUCAGCAUCCUCCUGCACUGGACCUUUGUCAGCCGCACAGCCAUCAGAUUUGCAAUCGAGGCCCGCAGCACCACUCUGACUAAGAAUGGUUGGAUGGCCGUUGGAUGGUCGGGCAACAAGGGCAAGAUGAAGGGCACAGAUGCAGUCGUGGGGAACCUGCCUGGCGUGGUUCCGGUGCACAUGAGUGGUUACUCUAAGAAGCUUGUAACACAAACGAGUUCGUUUACUAUCGAGAAUGUUGUGGUUGCCACUACUUCUGAAGGAGGCACCAAGGUCGCGUUCACGAGGAAGGUGGGGAUGGGAGUGGUGCCCAUCAAGCUCAACGCCAUCAACUACAUCAACUGGGCCUUCAGCAGCAGCGGCACCAAGGCCUUAGCCUUCCAUGCCUCCAACCAGGGCGGCCUUGCCGUGGACUUCUCGUGCUUCAGGAAGCCGUCCUCUCUGUGGGGCGGCGGGCCCGACUACUCAGACGACUCCAACUACGACAAUCCGCCCUCUGGCGGUUCUGGCAGUUCUGGUGGCUCUGGCGACAACGAUGACAACGACGAUGACGACGACGACAACGACGACGACGAUGAUGAUGACCACCACAACGACCACCACGAUUCGCACCACAGAAAGUCUCGCCAUGGCAACUCACACCACGUCAGCUCGCUCCACGGCAACUCGGACCGCGGCAGCUCGGACCGCGGCAGCUCGUUACACGGGUCUGGCGACCGCACUGCAAGCGCCUCCGCCGACUUGUCAGCUGGGGUGGCUUGGAGCAGCAGGCAUGGGAAGAACGGUGUGUACAAGCAGAAGGCGCUGGGCCAACACCACCGUGCUGCCACUGCCGGUGCCGGUGCUGGUGCCGGUGCCGGUUCCAGAGCCGGUGCUGCAGCUGGUGCUGGUGCCUGUGCCGGUUCCGGUUCCGGUUCCGGUUCCGGUUCCGGUGCUGGUUCCGGUGCCGGUGCCGGUGCUGGUGCCGGUGCCGGUGCUGCUGCUGCUGCUGCUGGUGCUGGUGCCGGUGCCAGGGCCGAUGCUGGUGCUGGUGCCGGUGCCGGUGCUGGUGCUGGUGCUAGUACUGGUGCUGGUGAAUGGAAGGGAUUGACAAAUGCUGACUGGUGGACCGGAAAUUCUGCCAUUCAGAAAGCUAUUUUUGGAGGUUGAUCCUGUUAAAGUAAGAACUGAAUGAAUGACUAGAAGGUGAAACCCUAGAACAAAUACUAGUUGGCUGUACUCACUAGAAGCAUACCUCAGCCUAGCCUAUAACUUCUACAUAGCUUAUAUGUCUAAGUUGACACUGUCAAACAUCUGUAUUUGUCAUGUUUGUAUAGA